This is a messenger RNA of Paraglomus occultum, 142 nucleotides long. NCBI's taxonomy places the organism in Eukaryota, Fungi, Glomeromycota, Glomeromycetes, Paraglomerales, Paraglomeraceae. The record is from the annotation of a GenBank genome assembly.
AGAAAUUAAACAGCAAUGGUCCUGGAUACAGUUCAAGGGACCUUUGUCUCCAGCUGCAACAAAUCUGCAUAAAAAGACUAUAUACCCGUCUUGGGUUCUUCUGGGCGAAUUUCUACCUUCUAAUAGUGUCGGCAUUGGUUGA